Messenger RNA from Porites lobata, 1687 nucleotides. The record is from the annotation of a GenBank genome assembly. NCBI's taxonomy places the organism in Eukaryota, Metazoa, Cnidaria, Anthozoa, Scleractinia, Poritidae.
CGAAGGAGGAGAAAGUUUUGCUUACAAGAGGAUGUGACGAUGUUACAACGCAACAUAAUACAUACACCUCUGGAUGAUGAUAAUUUCGAAGCUGCAAGCGUUCAAGAUUUGCCUUUUGAAAGAAGGUCAAGUGGUUAGCCAUCAGCCUUCAUGCAUUAGGAGUAGUCUAGAGAGACUCAACAGCCUGCCAGUAAAAGACAGGUGCCCGGGCGUUUCAAGAUGUGCUGACGACAGAAACGUUUAGACGCUUUCCUUGAAGAAAGGCGAAUGGCCUGUUGAGGAAUUCGCCUGUUUAAGGUAAGAAAUAUAAAUGCCAUCUUAAGUUAUCAAAUUAAUUUUGGUAUGCGUUUAUUUUGCAGUUUGGAAAGUUUUGUGUUGUAGUCGUCACGCCCAACUGAGUUUUCUAAAGACAGCAUUCGUGACAGAACAACCUUGUUCCCAAGGCUUUUUCCUUUAAAUAAGAGAAAAAGCCCUGCGAACGAGGUUGUUGUAGAAGUGUAAGUAUGAAAAAGACUGAUAUGUGGAGGAAUUUGUUUGCAAUGCGAUUAAAACCCAUUCAAGGUUUACCAAAAAGAGGAACUGAAGACAACAGCAUACAUUUCGUUGGGAUUCAAACCCAGGAUCUUUUCUGCGCUGAAAUGUAUUUGCAAAACUUAUUUAACCGUGUAGUGUGAAGUAAAUUACAAGGAUGGUCCACUCAUACUAAAACUUGUGAUUUGCGAAGAAUGCCCUUACAAAAGGCUGUAGGUCGGUGGAAUUUUCUUCUGCAAAAGAAAUUUCCUAUUUACGUAAGAAAAGAAAGAUUGUUUGAGAGUAUUGGAAACAUGGGAUUCAAACCCAUUUAUUAUCUUUGAUUAAAUCGUACUUUUCUUAAAAACGUUCCUCUUAGACGCCACAAAAGGCUCAAGAGAGAUUGAUGUCAACUGCUAGUCAUAUCUCUUUCUCCAAAUCAUUAUAUCAGUCCGUGAAUGAUAGAGUUUGAAGAACAUUUCCUUUGCGCGUAGUCGUAAAGAGAAUCGAUAUGUAAAUGACAACUACAAAUCUGUCGUUUUCGCACUAAUUUCCGAUAGAAUUUUUGUCAUUUUUUUCGUACAGGAAAAGUAUUAGGAGGUCUCAGCUACAAACUCGAAACGACUAAAGGGAAUCAGAACUUGUUACCUUUCUUUUAGGUUCGAAAGCAGAAAACAGAACUUGUACUUAUCCUCCUUUCUAAAAUACCAGAAUCUUUUCAAGCUUUGAAAGACUUUCCACAGUUUACAGUUUCUCAGUACUUUCUGUUCCCUAGAUGAGAACUUUCAGUGGUAUUCAUUGUGUCUUUACCCUCGCCAUGUCAUACUUUGGAAGGUGCACGCUUAAAUUUCUCUCUAACGGCCCCUCUAGUCCCCAGGAGUUUCUUAUAAACCAUUGAUUUUGGUUUGAGCGAUUUAAGGUCAUCACCUUUUUCCUAGUCUACAGAAUUACUGGAAACAUAUCGUUGCAUUUUACUCUCGCCUCCGUCUCUCAGGACGAAGGAACAAGAGGUUUUAAUGAUAAUCAGUCUCAGAGCCUUUUCUCUAGACUCCUAAGACGAACCGGCCACAAAAGGCGAGCAAGGAGCACGAAAUACAGAGGCCCAUCGCAAACUCAUUGCUUCGAAGAACUUUGUCAACCUUUCCUCAAAAGUAAGGCAAGGGCGCACACUAGCUAA